AUGCCACUGUAUAUUCCUACUGAUCCUACUUUUGAUUCCCAGGAAUUAAUUAUAACCAUACCCAUAAAUCUUGCCCUGGGACAUUCUUACUAUUAUUUCAGGGUCUUCAGCGGAUAUUUGGUCUUAGGAAAAAGUAAACCGAAAUCUGACGAUGAACCUGUUACAAACCAGGACUAUGGUUACCAGGGUCCUAAAGUUGAUAUUAAGAGUUUAAACUGGCACAAGAUUAAUGGACCUUUUGUUUCAAUUUGGCUUCAUAAUGUACCAUGGGGAGGUGAAGAUACUAUGGCAGCCCCUGAUGCUCGGUUUUCCGAUGGUUGUUUGGACCUGAUCAUGAUAAAGGACUGUCCCAAGUUAUCCUUGCUAAUGUUGAUGAAUGGAUUGAACGAUGGAAGCCAUGUUAAAUCUCCACAUGUAUCUUACCUGAAGGUGAAGGCAUUCAUUUUGCAGCCCGGCCCGAGAGUUGAUGACCAGGCAAAAUCCGAGGAAAAGACACUAAUGAGUUAUGACAAACCACUCAUUAAAGUCGAUCAAGGAUUGGCUACUUUAUUUGCAUCUAGUCUUGAUUUGGCCGAUCUAAUACCUAUUCCUCGAGAUUGA
Messenger RNA from Erythranthe guttata (spotted monkey flower), 600 nucleotides. The record is from RefSeq and is a predicted model, not a curated record. NCBI's taxonomy places the organism in Eukaryota, Viridiplantae, Streptophyta, Magnoliopsida, Lamiales, Phrymaceae.